This is a messenger RNA of Salpingoeca rosetta, 1671 nucleotides long. RefSeq lists its product as uncharacterized. The coding region runs from base 132 to 1241 and encodes 369 amino acids. Gene Ontology annotation, biological process: L-histidine biosynthetic process. Gene Ontology annotation, molecular function: L-histidinol-phosphate:2-oxoglutarate transaminase activity; pyridoxal phosphate binding. The record is from RefSeq and is a predicted model, not a curated record. NCBI's taxonomy places the organism in Eukaryota, Choanoflagellata, Craspedida, Salpingoecidae. The transcript has 11 exons.
CACUUUCUGUCGUCAUCCUCCAGCCAUCAUAACAAGCAAAGCACCCAGUUCAAGGCAGCCUCACCUCACCUCACCUCACCUCACCUCACCUCACCACCGGCCCACCAUCAAGUUGUGCGUGUAUCGCAGCGAUGAGCAGCAACAACGUGAGCGAUAUCACCCGGUUCGUGGCGCCACACCUGGCCAAGGCCACAUACAAGGGCGUCGAGACCGUGGAAGCCAUUGCCAAGGAGGUCGGCCUUCCCGUCGAGAAGCUCGUCAAGCUCAACGCCAACGAGAACGUGUACGGCGCACCACAGCAAGUUCUUGAUGCCAUCACAAAGGUGCAGCACCAUGUGUACCCGGACCCUUCACAAGUCAAGCUGCGUAAGGCAGUCGCCGGCUUGAUGGGCGUGACUCCGGAAAACGUGUGCUGCGGUGCGGGCUCUGAUGAUCUCCUUGACAUUAUCAUUCGCAUGGUCAAUCCCAAGGCCAUUGUCACCAGCACGCCCACUUUUGGCAUGUACAGCUUCCUUGGCAGCGUUGCGAAUGUGGACGUGAUCAACGUUCCCCGCAAUGAUGACUUUACUGUCGAUGUCGAUGCUGUUCGUCAGGCCAUUCGCGACAACGGCGCCAAGAUUGCGUUCUUGGCGUCACCAAACAACCCCACAGGGACGCUGCUCCCAAAUGCAGACGUUGAGACGCUCGCUCAGGAGGACUGCCUGAUCAUCGUGGAUGAGGCGUAUGCUGACUUUUGUGAUGAGACAGCCAUGUCUCUCUUUGGCAAACACGACAACCUCAUCAUCUGCAGGACAAUGAGCAAAUGGGCUGGCCUCGCUGGUCUUCGUCUCGGUUUCGCUGUUGCUCACAAGGACCUCGUGUCGGUUAUGAUGGCAAUCAAGCAGCCGUACAACGUGAACACGGCUGCGGAGGCGGCAGGACUGGCAGCCAUUGAGCACCGAGAAGCCAUCAUGGUCACCGUCAGAGCAAUGCGCCAGGAGCGCGAUCGCCUCUUCAACGAACUCAAACAGUUUUCGUGGCUGCGACCCAUCCCAUCUUCAGCAAACUUCACGUUGAUUGAGGUCACCGGCGAUAGGAGCGCCCACGACGUGUACAUGGCGCUGCGGAAACGCGGAAUCAUCAUCCGGUUCUUUGGGUCGCAGGGCGGCAAUCUCAACAACUUCAUUCGCAUCUCCGCAGGAAAGCCAGAGCACACAGACGCCGUGCUUGCAGCGCUCAAGGCAAUCGAGCAGGACGCAUGAUGUGAUGUGCACCACGCGUGCAUGAAUUCAUGUGAGCUUCAAGAUCCGUCUGGCUUUCCACACGGUGGCUGACCCGUCACACCGAGUCACUCUCAAAUGUUUUUUUCUCUUCCCGACCUCCUCUCUCCUCCUCCUCUCCUGUCUCUUUUGAUUGUUCGCUUCCCAUUUCGCUUUCAUGUCGCGAUCAGUCCGACAAUCAUCUGUGCUUACUUGCUCUGUGUGUGUGUGUGUGUGUGUGUGUGUGUGUGUGUGUGUGCGCACGCGUUGUUGUGGUUGAUUUUCCCGCCAUGGCGUGUUGUGCGCGUAGGCUUGGCAAGCGCCCUGUGCUUCAUCAAAGCAUUGACAUGACAAGUUGUGUCGCGUUCUAAACUGUUUGAUGGAGAGAUGGCGGCAAAUAACAGAAGAGAGCAUGAGGAAGAACAAAGAUGGG